This is a messenger RNA of Mycena citricolor, 3202 nucleotides long. The record is from the annotation of a GenBank genome assembly. Lineage: Eukaryota; Fungi; Basidiomycota; Agaricomycetes; Agaricales; Mycenaceae.
CAACACCAUGACCGCGAUUUCCCUUGCCCUGAUCUUCGUCGUGGUACUUUACACCCUUUGGACCCGCGCUCGGGGAAGAUCCGAGACCAAGGCUCUGCCCCCGGGACCGAAGAAGCUCCUCAUCAUAGGAAACCUGCUUGAGAUACCUUCUACCCGGCCUUGGGUUAUGUUUGCGAAGUGGGCACGUGACUAUGGCUCUGGCGUAAUCCAUAUCUCUGCACCGGGGACGUCGAUCAUCGUCCUGAGCUCGCUUGAGGCGAUGCGCGACUUGUUGGAAAAACGGGGUUCAAGGUAUUCUGACAGAGGGCCAAUGCCUAUGAUGAAAGAUCUCAUUGGCUGGGAUUUCAGUUUUGAUGAUGAAUGGCGUCGGCAACGCAAGCUGCUCCACCGUGAUUUCAGUCUCGCUUCAGUGCAGAAGCUGCGACCUCAGCUCCGAGAUGCGGCGCGCGAACUCAUUCGCGACCUAUCCAAUGACCCUCAGGCCGAGGUCAUGUCGCUCAUGGGACUAUUCACAGCGAGAACGAUCAUCCGGACGUUAUAUGGUCUCGAAGUGCCCCAUCUGAAUCAUGCGUACAUCAAGAACGCGGUCGAUGCCAUACAGGCAGCCUCCGCUGCCGCUGUUCCCGGAGCAUUUCUGGUGGUGAGUCACUUCCCGAUUGAAUCGAAGUUGGAGAAUAACAAUUCCGUCAUCGAAGGAUACCUUCCCGAUCCUGCGGUUCGUUCCUGGGUGGUUCCCAGGCGGGGGAUUUCAGAAGAAAGCAAAGCGUUGGAGGAAGUCGAUCGAAGCUUUGCAGGAUCUUCCUUUCCGGGAAGUCGAACGCCGGGUGUCCGACAGCAAAACAACACCGCCCAGCCAUGUUUUGUGCAGCGACAACUGGCCGAUUGUAAGACUGCGGAGCAGAUACAGUCUCUGAAGGCGGCGGCGGCUUCCAUGUACGCCACCGGCGCCGACACUACGAUAUCCCCGCUGGGCACGUUUGUGCUCGCCAUGAUGGAGCACCCCGAUAUCCAGCGCCACGCGCAAGAUCAGAUUGAUCGUGUCGUAGGGCGCGGGCGUUUGCCGGAUUUUGAAGAUCGCGCGCGGCUGCCCUAUGUCGAUGCGAUUCUGAAAGAACUAUUCCGCUGGAGACCGAGUGGGCCGAUCGGGAUACCCCAUUAUAUCAGUGUAGACGACGAAUAUCGGGGAUAUCAUAUCCCCGCUGGCUCGAAAGUCAUCGCAAAUGUCUGGGGAUUGCUCCAAAAUGAGGAUCUGUUUCCUGAUCCGCACGACUUCAGACCGGAGCGCUUUCUUGUAAACGGGGUCCUGAGGGAAGAUAUCGUUGUGGACCCGGCCGCAAUUAUUUUUGGUUUCGGAAGAAGGUCGAGCGAAACUCGGACGGAUCUGGGGAGACCAGCUGACUGCCAAUCUCUCCCACACAGAUUGUGUCCAGGACAGGCAUUCGCGCUUGAUAGUCUCUGGAUAACGAUCGCCACACUUCUUGCGGCGAUGCAUAUCGAAAAGCCAAGAGACGAGAGCGGGAAUAUCGUCGAGCCCAGUCAUGAAUACUUUUACGGGGUGAAUUCCGUUGCCGUUCAAGUCAAGCAUCACGCCCAGGUUUUCACAGAAUAAUGUGAAGUAAAUACAUAGAUGUUUCUGUCACGUCCUGCCCAUUGCAGUGCCCGUCGUAACUAUUUUCGACUUUUUUGAUGAGACAACGGACGGCAUGCCCUUAUUAGGCCAUCCAUCAAAGCUUAGGCACAGCCCUGUGAAGUGCUUACCACUUCACGCUGACGAAGUGCAGCAGGAUCUCGUUUCUCACUCGGACGACGUCCCUGCGUUUCGUUUCGUGUGCGCACACCCCAUCGACGGCUGCGGUGCGGCUGGAAACCGCAGCACAUGCGCUGGGAGGCUAAAUACGCGAUGGAGUGGGCUAGAGGAGUAUUCCACAUUCUUCUCCCAUCCUCUUAUUCCACUUUUCUUUUCUUGAGAUGCCUCUUUCUGUCACGAACGUCGUCUCUCAGGCUCUGUCUGCUGCGCAUGCACAGAAGCACUCUGCCUACGGAUACACGCCUACAUUCUAUGUCACUGCCAUCUACGUGGUAUUGUACUUUUUAAGCACUGUCAUUCAUGCGGGACAAGCGGUGUUCUUUGGCACGUACUGGAUGCUCGCGACUGCCUGUCUGUGCGGGGUGGGCGAGACCAUCGGAUGGAUUGGGAGACUAUGGAGCAGCCACGACCCGACGCUGAGCACGCCCUAUAUGAUGCAGAUCACGACCACGAUUCUCGCACCUACGCCACUGGUCGCGGUCAACUUCAUCCUCCUCGGCCGCAUCAUCGUCUGUCUGGGCCCGGGUUACUCACGCCUGAGUCCGAGACUCUACACACGUAUCUUCCUGUCCUGCGACAUCAUUUCCCUCCUCAUCCAAGCAGCGGGUGGGGGCAUCGCCGCUUCAGCACACAAGGCGGCCUCGCAGAAUCUAGGCGGUAACAUCAUGCUCGUGGGGAUCAUCUUCCAGUUCGUCGCCCUUUGCGUCUACUCCGCACUUGCCGUCGACUUCCUGCGCAACUACGCCGCGCGGCGCGUCGUCAAGCCCGCGCAGCACCCCUGCGGUGCCCCCCGCGGAGAGAUCGACGCGCGGCUGCGCGUGCUGCUGUGGGCCAUGACGUUCGAAACGUGUGUCCUGUUCGUGCGCUCGAUCUACCGCACGAUCGAGCUCGCGGACGGCUGGACGGGCCGGGUCAUCACGACGGAGGCGUACUUCAAUGUGUUUGACGGCGCGAUGGUAACGCUGGCAAUCUGGACCUUCAAUUUGGCGCAUCCGGGUUUGCUGCUGCUGCCUGUCCAGCAGACGAACUUCCUGCAUAUGCGGGAGGGGAAAGCCCACGACUCAAUGGAGAUGGACCCGAUUGUCUAGGUUGUGCCUCAGAGGACAUGGCUCAAAGCCGUGCCUGUCUUGGUAUCCGGAGGACCCAUAGAUGCCCGGCAUGGACUCGGAAUGAUCUUCUGCGACAAGCGCGCGAAAAUCUAGCUUACAAUUUUACGCGUUUUUAGUAGAGAUGACCCCUGCAUGUAAACAAUUUGCGUCGGACUGAUUGUUUACCUCUAUGUAUCUUUAUUUCGCAAACAGCUUACUUAUCUCGGAGUGAGCAGCGCGAAGAGCCAAAAUCCCUCAUAAUUUCCCAGCUGCGACCUUUUCCGGUACUAAAUUGAAUCUAUUUGGG